Messenger RNA from Fonsecaea multimorphosa CBS 102226, 2229 nucleotides. RefSeq lists its product as uncharacterized. NCBI's taxonomy places the organism in Eukaryota, Fungi, Ascomycota, Eurotiomycetes, Chaetothyriales, Herpotrichiellaceae. Gene Ontology annotation, molecular function: nucleic acid binding; RNA helicase activity; ATP binding. The transcript has a single exon. The record is from RefSeq and is a predicted model, not a curated record. Gene Ontology annotation, cellular component: nucleolus. Bases 1 to 2229 code for a protein of 742 amino acids.
AUGUCCAAAGCAGCAAAGAGAAGAGGACCAUCGGCGUCUGAGAAUGUCCAGCAUGGUGCGAAGAGGCGGAAAGUGUCGCAGUCGACCAAGAGCCAGGUGUACCACGGGCCGGCGAUACGCGGUGACUCGUUGAAAUGGAAAACAGUCCCGCUGCCGAAAAGACUGGAGGACGCCGAAGGGUUCUUUGGUCUCGAAGAGAUUGAGGAUGUCGACGUGGUCCGGGAUGAGACCACUCACCAUGUGAUGUUUCGUCCCAAAUCACUCGCAGCUGUGGAUGACCCCGCCGGCAAUCAACAGCUCGACCAAGAAUGGCAGGGUUUCGAUGAUGAAAGGGGAGAAAUUGAGGAGAAGGAAAGAGCAAAGCCAACCGCGCCAGCAGAUUCUCCAAAGAACAAUUUGCGAUCUUCCAAAAAGGACAAAGACCUCUACAAACCGAAGCCGAAGAGCAAGCCCAAACGAGAAGACGACGUUGUCCCCAGUGUCAAGUUUGAUGUUCUGCUAGACAGCCUGGGAGACCCCGGGACCGAUGUGUCAGCUUGGAAGGCUCUUGACUUAUCCCCAACAAGCCUUUCGCAGCUCUCCAGACUGGGCUUUGCUCGCCCUACACCCAUACAAGCCGCCAGUAUUCCUCCAAUCAUGCAAGGCCAUGAUGUGAUUGGUAAGGCUGUAACCGGUUCUGGGAAGACUUUGGCAUUUGGCAUUCCAAUUUUCGAAUAUUGGCUUUCGAGCGAGAAUGCGGCACCGAAGGCCUCGGCGAAAAGCAGGGAGUCCAUCCUGGCUCUCAUUCUUGCACCUACGAGAGAGCUCGCAUUGCAGCUCAACAGACACCUGAACGAACUGUGUAUAGGUCUAGACGACCAUCCCAGAAUUGUCGCUGUGACCGGAGGACUUUCCAUCUAUAAGCAGCAUCGACAGCUGGAAUACGCCGAUAUUGUGGUCGCGACCCCAGGGCGAUUGUGGGAAGUAAUGAAUGAUGCUUCUACCGCCAGCGGUGUUGAUGCAUUGGUGGAUCGUUUGAAGAAGAUCCGAUUCUUGGUGGUGGAUGAAGCCGACCGAUUGUUGAGCGAAGGUCACUUCAAAGAGGUUGAAGAUAUUCUUGAUAUCCUUGACCGGAAGACCAUGGACGAGGAAGAGGAUCAAGACACGCCGCAGGAGUUGCCGGAUUCGACAAGGCAGACUCUUGUGUUCUCUGCUACGUUUCACAAGGGACUGCACCAAAAACUCACAGGCAAGCUCAAGUCAGCGAGUCGAAUGAACAACAGCAAUCUCCUCACCAACCAGCAGUCGAUGGAGUAUCUCCUGCGAAAGCUCUCGUUCCGCGAACAGAAGCCAACCUUCGUUGACGUCAAUCCCAGUUCUCAGAUGGCUGCUGCACUCGCAGAGUCAAUCGUGGAAUGUCCUGCAAUGAAAAAGGAUCUGUUUCUUUAUACCUUGCUGAUGCAAAAUCCCAACAAAAAGACGCUGGUUUUCACAAACAGCAUUUCCGCUGUGAAGCGAGUUACGGCACUGCUUCAAACCUUGAAGCAACCUGCAGUCGGCUUACAUUCGACCAUGCCACAGAAGUCACGACUACGAUCUCUGGAAAGAUUUGCCGGCCAAAGCAACGUCCUGGUAGCCACAGAUGUUGCGGCUCGAGGACUUGACAUCAAGGGAAUUGAAAUCAUUAUCCAUUACCAUGUACCCCAUACUGCGGACAUGUAUGUCCACCGAUCCGGAAGGACUGCUCGUGCAGAGAUGUCAGGGCAAUCGAUCCUGCUCUGCUCACCCGACGAGGUGGCUGGCGUGAGAAGACUGAUUGCUGAAGUGCACAAAAGUGGCGAGGCGCCGGAAACAAUUCAAUUAGAAGGCCGACUCAUGCAAAGCCUGGAGCCACACGUAUCACUCGCUCAGAAGAUCACCGAGGCAACUCAGGCCAAGGUGAAAACAGCAAGCAAAGAAGAUUGGCUGCGAACUGCUGCGGAGGAGUUGGGAGUGGACUAUGAUAGCGAAGAAUUCGAGCAUCAGGGCCAGAGAGGCAAAAGGGGUAGAGGCGGUGCAAGAACCAAGAAGGAAAAGGACCACGCUGCAAUUAGCAGAGAGCAGCUCUCUCGGUGGCGAGCUGAGUUGGACGCAUUGUUGAAGAAGAGGAUCAACCUGGGCAUCAGCGAGAGAUAUCUCGCUGGCGGUCGAGUUGAUGUUGAGGCAUUGCUCCAAGGACAGAUGGAUGGAGCGUUUCUGGAAGGCCGCUAA